UGUCCCGACAGGAGAAGAGCGCUGAGGAUUUCCCCGGGCAUCGACCAGAUGGGCUCUCUGAACUGGGACCUUGCUGUGUGCCUGCUCAUCGCCUGGGCCAUGUGCUACUUCUGCAUCUGGAAGGGCGUGAAAUCCACAGGAAAGGUGGUCUACUUCACCGCAACCUUCCCUUAUCUGAUGCUCAUCGUGCUGUUGAUCCGAGGACUCACCCUGCCUGGUGCUGGGAUUGGGAUUCGGUUUUAUCUUUACCCUGAUUUGGGACGACUGGCUGACCCACAGGUACCAUUACCCAUAAAUCUGGACCAAAAAUAA
Messenger RNA from Nematolebias whitei (Rio pearlfish), 312 nucleotides. RefSeq names its product sodium- and chloride-dependent GABA transporter 2-like. NCBI's taxonomy places the organism in Eukaryota, Metazoa, Chordata, Actinopteri, Cyprinodontiformes, Rivulidae. The transcript has 2 exons. The annotation marks the transcript as partial. Gene Ontology annotation, cellular component: membrane. The record is from RefSeq and is a predicted model, not a curated record. Gene Ontology annotation, biological process: sodium ion transmembrane transport.